UUGAGGGUAUUACCCUCUCAGCUGUUCUUGACGAGACAAAUUCCCAUCGCCGCCGCCGGCCCGUGUAGGUUGUUGCGCGGUGACGGCCACGCCCGGCUGGAGAGAUCGAGGAGAUAAGGAGGUCGCCGUGCGUAGCCACCGUCGCAACUCCGGUAGUCCGCAAUCACCUCGGGCGGCGAACUAGUCCCGUCAUCCGUCCUGUAGGUCCGCGUCGCCGCCGGCACGGCAGACCAGGCAGAGGCCCUCCGGUUGAGCCCGUUUCCUUUCUCCCAGGCAUUUGUCCCAGUCAUCUUAAAGCGGAGCAUAUAAUCAACAAAGUGUAAUGGCGGAACCAUCACCAUCAUAUUCAUCAUCUCAUGGGAAAAGGAAGCGAGCAUGCUCUCCUAAUGACAAUGCCAGUAGUUCACCAGGCAGAACCAAAAACAGCACAAGCCUUGAGGACAACCUUAUAUUCACUGAUACGUUGAUAGCUCUACAAUUGAUGCGCGCACAAUUCCCAAAGCUAGAGAAGGUUGUGACACAGCCAUUCAUUUUGCAAUCGCAAUUGUAUAGCAGCGUGAAGGACAGGACUCAAGUUGAUAGAGAUUUGGAGUCACUGAAGAAAGACAGAGUACUCCGAGUAUUCAAACUCAGUACUGGUCAGGAUGACCAUGCUAUCAUGUUCAUGGAUGAUUAUCUAAGACAGAUGGAGUUUGCUAUCAGGAGGUCAACGGGUAAAAAACAAGAUGGUAGUGAAGUGUUUGAGUGGUUUGAGAAAUAUGUUCUGCAUUCGAAAUUGGAUGUUAGCGUAAAUCACCUAGAGCUGUGUUCACUGUUAUCAUGUGGGGGUGAUGCAAAAGAUAAACAUAUCACAGUGUUGAUGAAUGCUGGCCUCCUAACGCGCCAGCUAAUAGAUCCAAACAUGUACUGGUUUUCUAUUCCAAGUAUUGGUCCAAUCUUGAAAGGCCUAUCCCAGGGGAGGAAGGAAGUUCUUUCAUUACUGAACCGUCGGAAGUACAAGGAGAUGCUAGUGUCUUCACUGGAGAAGACGAGGUUGAGGUCAUCGCCUCUAGACGUGCGGUUCCACCUCCGCGAUCUUAUCGGGUCUGGUCACAUAAAGACGGUUCAGACACCCACCGGCUUACUUGCUCGUGUAUCAACAGAUUGACAAUCAAACAGUUUUGGAUCAAUUAAUCUUAGUUUAUCUUCCUUGCUGGGUACUACCCAGCUUCUGUGCUUCUGAUUAUGUUUUAUGUUAUGGCGAUUUUGGCUUCUUUUGGCGUCA
Molecule: messenger RNA, 1264 nt
Organism: Lolium perenne
Lineage: Eukaryota; Viridiplantae; Streptophyta; Magnoliopsida; Poales; Poaceae
Source: RefSeq, a predicted model, not a curated record